Messenger RNA from Colletotrichum karsti, 1179 nucleotides. RefSeq lists its product as uncharacterized. Gene Ontology annotation, biological process: carbohydrate metabolic process; GDP-mannose biosynthetic process. Gene Ontology annotation, cellular component: cytosol. Gene Ontology annotation, molecular function: mannose-6-phosphate isomerase activity; zinc ion binding. The record is from RefSeq and is a predicted model, not a curated record. The coding region runs from base 1 to 1179 and encodes 392 amino acids. The transcript is spliced from 2 exons. NCBI's taxonomy places the organism in Eukaryota, Fungi, Ascomycota, Sordariomycetes, Glomerellales, Glomerellaceae.
AUGAGUUCACAAAGUACCGUCUUCCAGCUGAGUGGAACAUGCAAUAACUACGACUGGGGCAAGAAGGGCCGCGAGUCGCUCGCCGGUCGCCUUUGCGAGAACACCCCGACCGGCUUCAAGAUCAAGGACGACGAGCCCUACUCGGAGAUGUGGUUCGGCGACUACCCAGACUUCCCCGCCCGCGUUCUCGAGUCACGCGAGCUGCUAUCCGACGUCUUGCAGAAGAACAAGGAGAAGCUGCUGGGGAAGAAGAUCCUCUCCAUCGCGAAGGCUCUCCCUCUCCAGAUCCACCCCAACAAGUCCCUAGCCACCAAGCUUCACGAGCAGGACCCCGACAAUUUCACCGACCCCAACCACAAGCCCGAGAUCGCCGUCGCCCUCGGCAAGUUCGAGGUCUUCGCCGGCUUCAAGCCCCUCGACAACAUCUCCCCCAUCUUCAACAUCCCCGCCCUGAGGGACUUCAUCCCGGACGACACCAAGACCUGGACCGACGAGACGCUGCGCGAGGUCACGCGCCGCCUCCUCCUCGCCGACGAGGCAACCGUGGAGAAGGCGUCCAAGGCCAUCGCCGACACGCCGCGCGAGGAACUCGGCAGCAACGCGUACGUGCUGCAGCUCCUGCCGAGGUUGCAGGAGCAGUACGGCAAGGGAGACCCCGGCACGCUGGUCGCUCUGCUGUGUAUGAACUUUUUGGUGCUGGAGGCGGGUGAGGCGCUGUACAUCCCCGCCGACGGCAUCCACGCCUACUUGUCGGGUGACAUCGUGGAGUGCAUGGCCCGUUCGAACAAUGUGCUGAACACCGGCUUCUGCCCACCUGGUGACCGGAACAACAUCGAUCUGUUCAGCAAGACCUUGACCUUCAAGGCUCACAGCAAGAAAGACGUGAUGCUCCCCGAAGAGAAGAGCUCGAGAAGCGUUGAGGGACGGACGGUGGUUUACCGGCCGCCGCUGAGCGAGUUCGACAUGUUGCGCACCGAAUUGGAUGAGAAGAACAGAGCUGAGACCAUCAAGGCGGGAGAAGGACCUUCUGUUGCGAUUGUCACUGGUGGCGAGGGCCUUCUGGAGGCGGAUGAGAGACAGUUCGAGGUUAAAGCCGGACACAUCUACUUCAUUGCCCCUGGAGUCGAGGCGAAAUGGGGCACCACAGAGAAGAUGCAGAUUUUCACGACCGUCGUUUAG